Mus caroli (Ryukyu mouse) is the source of this 4882-nucleotide messenger RNA. It is a transcript of the gene Pofut1, whose product is annotated as protein O-fucosyltransferase 1. Gene Ontology annotation, cellular component: endoplasmic reticulum. Gene Ontology annotation, molecular function: peptide-O-fucosyltransferase activity. The record is from RefSeq and is a predicted model, not a curated record. Lineage: Eukaryota; Metazoa; Chordata; Mammalia; Rodentia; Muridae. Gene Ontology annotation, biological process: regulation of Notch signaling pathway; protein O-linked glycosylation via fucose; Notch signaling pathway.
GCCUCCGGGCCGUGGCACUCUGUGGCUCUGCCGUCGACAUGGGCGCCGCCGCGUGGGCACCGCCACACCUGCUGCUGCGGGCGUCUUUCCUGCUUCUGCUGCUGUUGCUGCCGCUGCCGCUCCGCGGGCGGUCAGCGGGCUCCUGGGACCUGGCUGGUUACCUGCUCUACUGUCCCUGCAUGGGGCGCUUUGGGAACCAGGCUGAUCACUUCUUGGGCUCCCUGGCAUUUGCGAAGCUGCUGAACCGCACCUUGGCUGUACCUCCAUGGAUUGAAUACCAACAUCACAAGCCUCCUUUCACCAACCUCCAUGUGUCCUACCAAAAGUACUUCAAACUGGAGCCUCUCCAAGCCUACCAUCGGGUUGUCAGCCUGGAGGACUUCAUGGAAAAUCUGGCACCCUCCCACUGGCCCCCUGAGAAGCGGGUGGCAUACUGCUUUGAGGUGGCAGCCCAGCGAAGUCCUGAUAAGAAGACAUGUCCCAUGAAGGAAGGAAAUCCUUUUGGGCCAUUCUGGGACCAGUUUCAUGUGAGUUUCAAUAAGUCAGAGCUGUUCACAGGCAUUUCCUUCAGCGCCUCCUACAAAGAACAAUGGAUCCAGAGAUUUCCUGCAAAAGAGCAUCCUGUGCUCGCUCUGCCUGGGGCCCCAGCACAGUUCCCUGUCCUGGAGGAACACAGGGAGCUCCAGAAGUACAUGGUGUGGUCAGAUGAGAUGGUGAGGAUGGGAGAGGCCCAGAUCAGUGCCCACCUCGUCCGGCCCUAUGUGGGCAUUCAUCUGCGCAUUGGCUCCGACUGGAAGAAUGCCUGUGCCAUGCUGAAGGAUGGGACUGCAGGGUCACACUUCAUGGCUUCCCCUCAGUGUGUGGGAUAUAGCCGCAGCACAGCGACCCCUCUCACCAUGACCAUGUGCCUCCCCGACCUGAAGGAAAUCCAGCGGGCUGUGACGCUUUGGGUGAGAGCAUUGAAUGCCAGAUCGGUCUACAUCGCCACAGACUCUGAGAGCUAUGUGUCAGAGAUCCAGCAGCUCUUCAAAGACAAGGUGAAGGUGGUGAGCCUGAAACCCGAGGUGGCCCAGAUCGACCUGUACAUCCUCGGCCAGGCUGACCACUUCAUUGGAAACUGUGUCUCCUCGUUCACUGCCUUUGUGAAGCGGGAGCGGGACCUCCAUGGGAGGCAGUCGUCCUUCUUUGGCAUGGACAGACCCUCCCAGCUUCGGGAUGAAUUUUGAUCCCAUCUGGAGCCCCGCCCUCCCACCCUCAACCAUGCUUGGCUGCUAAGGAUGCUCCUGGGACUACACACUCCUUUUCUUUUCUGCCAGAGGUGGAGAACAGUACCAAGGACUUCCUGGAAGAGAAGGCAUUCCAUCCCAGGCAUUGGCUCCCAUGGUCCCCAGCCAGAGCUGCUCUGGGCUGCAUGAUCAUGUACAUACAAAGCAGCCCACCUCCAGCCUGGGCUCACCCUGAUAUAUGUUUUUCCCCCCUUGGUUGAGGGUUUGGGGGAGGAGCAAAGGGGUAAGGUUAAGAUAAUCUAAUCUCAUAUAGCCCAGGCUGGUCUUGAACUCCUGGUCCUUCUGCCUCUACCUCCUAAGUGCUGAGAUUACAGGAGUGUCUACCACGACACUCACUUGAUCUCUGUAGUUUUGAUGCAAAGCCAUGCAUGACUACCUGAAAACUCCCCUUUGUUUUUAAAAAUCAGUGGAGUCCAUUAGCACAGAAACCUAAAGUGACCUUAUAAAUGAAAUGCAGACAAAGCCAAGAAGCAAGUGGGCCUAUUGGCUGCUCUUCUGGGGGUCCCCUAAAGGGCCCUCAGACUUCCCACUGCCAGGCCCAGCCACUGCCAUCCCUGGGCUCCUCUGUUGUGAGCACAGCAGGCAGGAGUUAGCAGUGAGUGGUACAGUGCUCUGAGGACAUGUGUGUGCUCCCACCCCGGGUGACAGUGUCCGGGCCUCAGCAGUAUCACUGCACAAGUGAGGCUGGCAGGGUUCACUGAAAGCUGCUGUCUCUAAGACCCUCCCAGCCUCUGCUCUGUGGUCUCAGCCCUCACGGCAGCUGUUCCCUAAGGACUACUCACCAAGCCUCUGACAUGUCCGUGCAGAGGCCAUGUGAAGCCCCAGGUUGGGAGCAGUCUUCGCCCCUCCAGCCAGUGUGGUGAGGUCCUCCUGAUGCUGCUGCUCUCAUUCAUAAGAAGUGAACUCUAGGUGAUGGACCAGGUGGUCCUAGAUUCUGCCUUGCACAGGGACAUUUAGAGGCUGGAGCCCCAGUGGGUGACCAUGCAGACCACCCUGACGGGCACAGCAUUUCUGAAGAGCGGGUUCUGGACUCUGGUCUGUGACAAGCACUGUACUCUUUGACCCCGUUUCUCCCCUGUAAGUGCUGAGUCUGGUGGGUUCUAAGCUUCACAUCAGCUUGUGAGCGUUGUAAACCUGGGCUAGAACAAGACUCCCAUGUGGCCAUUGUGGAGUUUAACUGUUGCUUACUGCCAGGCGCUGUGCUGGGGCCUUAUGGGCAUCCUCUUACUUAGUUUGCCCCCAGUAUUAUCCUUUUCUUUCUGACCAAAAAAAAAAAAAAAAAAAAAAAAAAAAGUGACUGUUUAGAGACAUCUUCUCCUAGGCAGGGCUGCAUAGCUGUGGGUGGUAAGCCAGACCCACUGGGCUCUGUGUGUUGCUUCCCUGGACACAUUGUGUACUAAAGGACACUAGGGAAAUGAUGAGCCACCUGACUGCCUCUGCAUACUGCUGUUGGCUUCUGCUGCCAGCCCUAUUAGGAAGCGACAUAAAAAACAGGAAGCUCUGGGUAGUUCUGGAUAGUUACAGUGCCUGUUUUCCUUCAGGAAGUGUUCACUGAUGGCCUACUGUGUACUAGGAAGGAGGGUUGCAGCAGAGAAAGCCUAAGACCCAGGAUUGCUGUGGAAGGGAAGAGCUGUGAAGAAUGCGGGGGGGGGGGGGCUCGAAGGGAAACUGUUUUAAAGGAAUCACCUUAGGGAGUGGAGGAGGACUUGCUCAGCUGAGUAAGCUGCAUACUCCCUGCAGCAAGCAUGGCACGUGCCAAGGCACUGAGGCAGGAGGGGACAGCAAGGGAACAUCCGGAGAUGAGGUGCCAAGAUGAUGUCCCAUUGAUUCACUUUGUUUGUGGCCCGUUUAUGAGGACCCUUGGAGAAGUAGGAGAGGGGAGCUGGUGCUGCCGGUGGGUGAGAGGCUAGGCCAUUGUGCUGGAGGUGGGAGAAGAAAUCACAUUCUGAGUAUAUCAAGUUAUUUUUGUAUUUCAGUCUCUUUUUUUAAAGACACCAGCCUACAUAAUUGUGCAGUAUAUACCAUUUAAUGUCUUGGGUUUUGUGGGUUUUGUUUUUGUUUUUGUUUUUUUACUACAUAACCACACAUCCUAUUUUUCCUGUGUAAACAUAGCUGAAUAGAUGCUUUUAAUUAUGUAAGCGUCCACUGAGGAGUGUUUCAUAGUUUGUGACUCACCUUCUAUGAGAUCAAUUCCCAGCUGUUACUAUUGGAUUUUUCCCCAAGGUUUCUUUGUGUAUCCUUUGCUGUCUUAGAACUACUCACUCUUUAGACCAGGCUGGCCUCUAGUUCUCAGAGAUCACCUACCUCUAUAAGAAAAUGUAACUGUGCUCAAAAAUUGUGACUAUAAAAAACUGAGCUCACAGUAUUAACAAUUUACUUGAGCAGCUAGUUCAUUUACUCCCCACUCCUAAUCGGUCUAGAGACUUGUUUCCUUUUGUACUUUGGGGUAGGGUCUUCUGUGGGCCAGUCUGGCCUGGAACUCUUGAUGUAGCCCAGACUUAUCAUAUAUGUAUUCCUAAUCCUUCUGUCUCAGCCUCACAAGUGCUGUGAUUGCAGUUGUGAGCUGUCUCACAUUGGUUCCUCCUGAGCCAUUAAAUGACUCUGCAUGGAUGCCCAGGAAAGUGCUAACUGAAUCUGCAGUGUGCCCGGGUGGGGCGGGGGGUGGGGGGAGCCCCAGGAGGAGGCUGAGCCCAAGUGGGCCUCUUCUCUCCAUGUUUCCUUUCCAACUUCUGGGUGCUGAGGCAGUGGUAUCUUCUUUAUGGAGUCCUGCAGGACAAGCAAUCCAAGUAGCUGGAGCUGAAUGGCCCCAGGACCGUGCUUUUUACAAGCUCUUGUAAAAGGCCCAAGGCCUGCAGUGUGGCAUCACCCAAGGGAGCCACCUUAAAUGCAAAAUCCCAGUUGAACCUUUUAGAUCCAGCCUAUAAUCUCAGCUACUGUGGAGGUUGAGACAGGAGAGUCCCAUUCUAGGUCUACCUAGCAACUUAGGUAAGACUGUCUCAAAAUAAUAAGGCUUGAAAAAAGUGGGGUGUUGUUCAGUUGACCGAAUGCUUGGUCACCAUAACACAGCCCUCAGGAGUACAGGGGAACGUAUCUCAGUUACACAGGAUGCAGUAUCUUGGCCACACUAGCCUGACAGCAAAGCAGGGCCUUGUGCACAAGUGUUUGGAUUCUGUUCUGGCUGGUUUUUGUCAACUUGACACAAACUAGAGUCAUCCGAGAAGAGAGAACCUCAGUGGAGAAAAUGCCCCUGUCAGACUGUCCUGUAGGCAGGCCCAUGGGGAAUUUUCUUGAUUGACAGUUCAUUUUGAAGGGCCUAGCCCACUGUGGGUAAGGCUGCCUCUGAACAGGUAGUCCUGGGAUGGAUAAGGAAGGCUGAGUGUGAUGUCACUUUUAAUCCCAGUUCUAGGCAGGCAGAUCUCUGUGUUCAAGGCCAGCCAGGGCUCUGGGGUCUGGAGCAUAAUCUGUUCCUUCAUCAUCUGUUUUAGUCCCUGUGUUGGCCUCCCUUCACAAUGGACUAUAAAACCUAAAGUGAGGGCUGGAGAGAUGGCUCAGCGGUUAAGAGCGCCGACUGCUCUUCUGAAGGUCGUGAGUUCAAA